AGCUGCAGAGGCCGGGAGAGGAGGCACGGCGGACGGUGGGGGAAGGCAGAGGUGUCAGGGGAAGGACAGGGCGGUUUCAGGCACCCACGGCCGCUGCGCGGGGCAGCCGCCCCGGCCCGCCCGCCGCGCUCCGCCCGCCUUCCCUCCCUCCCGCCGGCACCAUGGUGGACAGGGGCCCCUUGCUGACCUCGGCCAUCAUUUUCUACCUGUCCAUCGGGGCAGCGAUCUUCGAGGUGCUGGAGGAGCCGCACUGGCGCUCGGCUACCGACGACUACAAGCGGCAGAAGACGGAGCUGCUCAAGCAGUUCCCUUGCCUGGGCCAAGAGGGGCUGGACAAGAUCCUGCAGAUCGUGUCAAAUGCUGCUGGACAGGGGGUUGCCAUCACUGGGAAUAAUACUUUCAACAACUGGAAUUGGCCUAAUGCUGUGAUCUUUGCUGCUACUGUGAUCACUACAAUCGGUUACGGAAAUGUUUCUCCAAAGACACCCUCUGGGCGUCUCUUCUGCAUAUUUUAUGGGCUCUUUGGAGUUCCUCUCUGCUUGACAUGGAUCAGUGCUCUGGGGAAGUUCUUUGGAGGACGUGCCAAGAGGCUGGGCCAGUUUCUGACGAAAAGAGGAGUAAGCCUGAGGAAAGCACAAAUUACAUGUACAGCUAUCUUCAUUGUUUGGGGUGUCCUGGUCCAUCUGGUUAUUCCUCCCUUUGUCUUUAUGGUGACUGAAGGAUGGGAUUACAUAGAAGGCCUCUAUUUCUCAUUCAUCACUAUCACCACCAUAGGAUUUGGAGAUUUUGUUGCUGGUGUAAAUCCAGAUGCAAACUAUCAUGCCCUUUACCGAUAUUUUGUGGAGUUAUGGAUCUAUCUGGGACUAGCUUGGCUUUCACUCUUCGUGAACUGGAAGGUCAGUAUGUUUGUGGAAGUCCACAAAGCAAUCAAGAAACGGAGGAAAAAAAGAAAAGAGUCAUUUGACAACCAUCCUCGGUCUAAAAAACCCCUUCAAAUGGGUACCUCAAAGGAUGUCAACAUUUUCAGCUUCCUUUCAAAGAAGGAAGAGACCUACAAUGAUCUUAUUAAGCAAAUUGGGAAGAAGGCCCUGAAGACAAACAAUGACAAAAUGAUUAAAGUAGAAAAUGCCAAACAAAAUAUGCAGAAUGCCAGUAUAGAUGCCCAGGUGACUUACACAAAGACAGAGUCAUUUGACUACGAUGAGGCUUCCCUGGACAUUCAAAAUGGUCAUGUACUGAGACCCCUGCAUGAUAAACAUAUUGGAGACAGCCCUCUGGAAGGAACCAUAUUUGUAAACCAACUGGACAGGAUUAGUGAAGAAGAAGGCGAAGUGUGGGAUUCCAGAGACUAUCGACCCUUAAUAUUUGAGAAUGCCAAUAUAACAUUUGUAAAUGAAGAUGAUGAUGAAGAGGAAGAUAUCUCAGAUGAUGAGGAAACAUCAAAAUCCUCCAUGGAUGAUAAUCUUGCAGAGGAAUCUGAAACUGCAAAAAAACUGGUAAAAUUCCCAUCCUCUGAUGAAUCUACCUUUACCAAUAACGAGCUAGAACUUUCUGUGCCUUAUGAACAACUGAUGAAUGAAUAUAAUACAGUAAGCAAUGUGAAGGCUGCAACGUGAAGCAUGCUUGACAAUGGUUUUCUGAAAGUGGUCAGUGCAUAUUGAAUAAAUUAACAGAGCAAGGAGAAGAGCAUGUUUUUGCAGUUUCUCCUGUCUCUUUGAAAACAAAAGCAAGUCCCAAACUAAUAAACUCCAGUGUCCUUUUUCCCCAUCCUAAGUUGGUUGCUGAGCCCAUCAGCUUCACUUAUCUGAAAAACUUGUAAAAUAACAGUUGAAUUUAGAGUCCUGCUCUUGGGAUUUUAUGGUUCUUGAACAAAGUAGAAAAGAACAGACUAGUUAAUACACUGGACCUGCUCUGCGUUUAUGCAUUUCGUCGAGGAAUUAGUUUGGGAGUUUAAUACUGUUGCAAAGAGACUGUUCUGGGCAUCAAAUGUGUUCGGUUAGUUGAUUAGUCUUUCACCUCUGAAAACCUGGAUUUGAAUCCUGCUUUGAUCACAAAUGAAAGCAAGGGGUUUGCUUUUUGUUUUACGUUGCCCGUCGUUAAGUUGUUACCACAAAAAACCUGAUGCAACUACCAGUUGAGAAACUGAGUGGAAUACCGGGACACACAGAUCUGAGCUGAGGUGUGCUGGCAGACUGAGGAGGAAGCAUCUGAAACAUCUGUCUAGAAUAUGUCAGUGCUUGUCAAAUUAUAGUCAAUUGUAAUUUCAUAAAUAAAAUUAUUAAAAUUAAAAAUUCCAAA
Messenger RNA from Grus americana (Whooping crane), 2298 nucleotides. It is a transcript of the gene KCNK5, whose product is annotated as potassium two pore domain channel subfamily K member 5. The record is from RefSeq and is a predicted model, not a curated record. Lineage: Eukaryota; Metazoa; Chordata; Aves; Gruiformes; Gruidae. Gene Ontology annotation, cellular component: membrane. Gene Ontology annotation, biological process: potassium ion transmembrane transport; stabilization of membrane potential. The coding region runs from base 162 to 1616 and encodes 484 amino acids. Gene Ontology annotation, molecular function: potassium ion leak channel activity. The transcript has 5 exons.